Amborella trichopoda is the source of this 768-nucleotide messenger RNA. RefSeq lists its product as uncharacterized. NCBI's taxonomy places the organism in Eukaryota, Viridiplantae, Streptophyta, Magnoliopsida, Amborellales, Amborellaceae. The record is from RefSeq and is a predicted model, not a curated record.
AUGACGAGGACUCGUGCCAACAAUGUGAGUUCUAACAAUGAGAACACGGAGACCUUGGGGGAAUUCUUCAAGACACUCGGGGCUAUGACUCAAAUGAUGAAGGAUUAUAUGACGCCUUCGGCUGCCUCUGCCCCAGGCCAAGAUGACAGUGGUUUGAUUGAGAGGUUUAGGAGACUUGGCCCUUCUGCAUUCUCGAGACACGGAGGAGUGGAAAAAGCUAAACAAUGGAGGAGGCAAGUAGAGAAGAUAUUUGAAGUGUUGCAUUGUUCUGACGAACAGAAGGUGAGACUUGAGACUUUUAUGUUAGAAGAGGAUGCCAAGCACUGGUGGAGUUCGGUGAGGCGAUCCUGGGAAGAGACAGAGACUGAGGCAACUUGGGAGAGUUUUCUAGUAGCAUUUAAUCAGAAAUACUUCCCUGACUCAGUCCGAGAGAGAAAAGAAGUGGAAUUUAUUCAGCUGCAACAAGGGAAACUGUCAGUGGAACAAUAUGCAGCAAAAUUCGCAGAGCUCUCCUGUUAUGCGCCGCACGUCAUCAAUAUAGAGGCGCGUAAGGCAAGCAAGUUUGAAAGGGGCCUUCGGUCAGAUAUAGGAGGAAGAGUAAUAUCAGCUAAUCUCAAGAUGUUCUCCCCAUUAGUGGGCGUUGAUAUGAAGUUUGAGAGGGAUUGUGAAGAGUUUUGUUUAAGGAAGGAAGGAAAAGUAAGAUCUGCACCGUUUGGGAGUUUUGGGAGGAGGAUUAGGCCACCUCCUAGGAGAGACUUUAGGGGUUAG